AUGACUUGGAUGUCUUAUAGUCUGGUCAACUCAAUUACUGCCUCCUCUAUUGUACCCUGCCAUCGUGAUGAUCCCGACUUAGAUAAUUGCAUCAUUAAAGCUGUAGACGAUAUAAGGCCUCUAUUGGCACAUGGUGAUUUGGGAGAUGGUUAUCAUUCUCCCCCUUUGGAACCUUUGUACUUAGACAACAUAGAAUUGGGAAGAGGUGGGCAGUUUCAUGCGGUUUUUAGUGAUAUGGUGGUAAGGGGUGGCAGUAAUUUCAUCAUCAAUAAAUUAUCAGCUAAUGCUUCAAAUUUGGCAUUUGAUGUGACUUUAACGCUGCCGAGAAUUGAUUUUACGGCCAAGUAUUUAAUGAAACUUAAUAUUUUAUUAUUGGAUUUGCAAGGACGUGGUAAUGUGAAGGGUUAUGCAGAAAACGCCAAAGCUUUGGUCAAAAUUCGCGGCAUUCGUGUACUCCAAGAUGGCGUUGAAUAUGUUCGUUUCACCAAAAUGCCCUUGAAAAUCAAUAUCGAUGUUUUCAAAAUGCAAUUAGACAAUUUAUUCAAUGGUGAUCGUGUAUUAGGCGAAGUUGGCAACACCAUUAUCAAUGAGAAUCGCGAUUUGUAUUUGAAUGAAAUUAUUCCCGGCCUAGAGAAAGGUCUAUCGAAAAAGUUCUUAGACAUCGCUAAUAUGUUAAUGGAAAAUACAACAUACGAUGAAAUGUUUCCCAUGUAAAUUGGGAAUAUAAUUUAUGUUUUAUAGUAAAUUUGAUAAGUAUAUGAGUACGAGUAUAAUUGUUUAGUUUUAAGAGGGUUUUAGUUUUAAU
Molecule: messenger RNA, 805 nt
Organism: Calliphora vicina (urban bluebottle blowfly)
Lineage: Eukaryota; Metazoa; Arthropoda; Insecta; Diptera; Calliphoridae
Gene: Jhbp10
Product: Juvenile hormone binding protein 10
Exons: 4
Coding region: 1-714 (237 amino acids)
Source: RefSeq, a predicted model, not a curated record